Molecule: messenger RNA, 1866 nt
Organism: Clonostachys rhizophaga
Lineage: Eukaryota; Fungi; Ascomycota; Sordariomycetes; Hypocreales; Bionectriaceae
Source: the annotation of a GenBank genome assembly
AUGUUCGUUCUCCCCCCGCCCCCACGAUACCCUCUCAAUGGCCAAUAUGGCGCUGGCGGUAUCAACCCUCUGGUACCUGCGAUCGAGACCAACAAUUCGCUUUCCAAUCCGACUGGACCUGAAUGGCAAUUUCUUGUCGGAGAAGGAACAUAUGUCUUGAAGGAGGAUCUUCAUCUUGCAACGCCGCCUCCGCACCCUUCUGAAGCACCUAUUAUAAAUCCCAAUCCAUUAUCAACAGCUCCACAGCCGGCAUCAGCCGGAACAAAGGUGUCACUUCUUAGCCUCGAUGGUCGCUCGAACCCGUCCAUGGUCUUCAAGAAUCCGCUGGCAUUCGUGGGGAAUGGGAACAGCUCUAGCAUUCAGGAACACCCUAGCGAAAGUCGCCUUUCGGCAGAGAGCAAGUUUAGCAGCGAAGAUAAACUAAGCACAUCUAUAAGCGAUGCGCCAGCAACGUCUGUCACCCUCGGGUCUGCGCCGGCCUUUGGAGAAGGCAAUGCUCUUCUCGUCCCAGUGCCUCUCAAGGACGGAAACAAGCGAAGGAAGCCAAAGAACAAUAUGACUAAGAGCAAUUCAUCUUUCAUUUCUCGCGUCAUCGUCGAUGAGAGCCUGAAUAGGAAGCUGACCGACCGGCCGGCUGAUGGACUCUUCGCUUUCGCCAACAUUAACAGAGCUUUUCAAUGGAUUGACCUCUCCUCGGCUACGAAACAGGAUUAUUUGACCAAGAUUUUGUUUACCAAGGCGCACUGUCUAUGUCAUGAUGUCAACCUCAUUACCAGGAGCUCCUCGCACAUCGACAUCAUCAUGGGCUUUUCCACUGGCGAAAUCAUAUGGUGGGAGCCUAUCUCCCAACGAUAUACUCGACUAAAUAAGAAUGGAAUCAUCAACAGCACACCGGUGUCCGAAAUCACAUGGAUCCCCGGUUCUGAGAAUCUGUUCCUGGCGGCUCAUAUGGAUGGGUCCUUGGUUGUGUAUGACAAGGAGAAGGACGAUGCUCAAUUCAAUCCGGAGGACGAGGCCUCCGGUGCGCCAAACGGAACCGACGGAGAAAACGGCGCAGCCUCCAAGACGAAGGGGAAUAAGAUACAGGUCGUCAAGUCUGUCCACUCGAAAAACCAAAAGACAAAUCCAGUAGCAGCAUGGAAAUUAUCCAAUCAACGAAUCAACGCAUUUGCCUUUUCGCCUGAUAACCGGCAUCUCGCCGUAGGGUCGGAGGAUGGGACGUUGAGGAUUAUUGACUAUCUUAAAGAGGAACUCCUGGACCUUUUCUACUCGUAUUAUGGAAGUCUUACCUGUGUCUGUUGGUCACCAGACGCGAAAUAUGUCCUCACUGGUGGACAAGAUGAUUUGAUUUCAAUCUGGUCGGUAGCUGAUUCAGCACUAGUUGCGCGGUGCCAAGGACAUCAGUCAUGGGUUUCCUCGGUUGCUUUUGAUCCUUGGAGAUGCGAUGACCGUAACUACCGCUUCGGAAGCGUCGGAGAAGAUGGACGACUAUGCUUGUGGGAUUUCAACGUCGGCAUGCUGCAUCGCCCAAGAGCCCUUUCUGUGCGUCAUCGGGGAUCUAUCUCUUCCCGAUAUACUGCGUUGCAACGAGCCGAGACUUCCACUACCGCGGCAUCACACCUUCGCUCAAACUCAAAUCUCGAAACCGAAGAUGAUGAAGAGGAUACGGUCUCACAUCCUGUUGAGCCUCGGGCUAGAAUCCCAAUCCUCCCACCAGUCCUGAACAAGAGCAUCGAUACUCAUCCUGCCUGCUGGCUCGAUUUCACCGAAGAUGCCAUUAUCACAAGCUGCAAAUCAGGACAUAUCCGCACGUGGAAUAGACCUGGGAUCGAACCAAUUCCAGGAUCUGCUCAAAAGAGUGGGUGA